Molecule: messenger RNA, 1641 nt
Organism: Papaver somniferum (opium poppy)
Lineage: Eukaryota; Viridiplantae; Streptophyta; Magnoliopsida; Ranunculales; Papaveraceae
Product: protein ABCI7, chloroplastic-like
Exons: 2
Coding region: 1-1506 (501 amino acids)
Biological process (GO): iron-sulfur cluster assembly
Source: RefSeq, a predicted model, not a curated record
AUGGCUUUUUCUUCUUCUUUAUCAAUAUUCCCGCCACCUUGUCACCACCACCUUCAAAGCUCAAAAUCAAUCCCCCUCCUCUCUUCUCCCUUAUUAAAACACAAAACUAGAACCAAGUUCCGAUCUUUAUCGGUUGUUCCUAAAGUAUCUUCUCAUCUUUUUGACCCACUCGUUCUUCAAAUCGCUGAAGCCCUAGAAGAUUCACAUUCAUCUCAUUCAAAACAAUCCCCAAUUCUUCAAAAACUUAGAGAUUUGUCCGCUGAAUCUGCCCUUUCUUGUUCUUGGCCUACACGAAAAGAUGAAUCUUAUAAAACUAUUGAUAUUUCUUCCAUCAAGAACUCCCAGAUUUCUUCAAUUUCACACACCCCAGCAAAUCGCAUUCGUUUUGAAUUAGACGGUGAUGAUGAUGCUGAAACCCUAAAUAUUGUUAUAGUUGACGGUCACAUUAUCGAUUCCAAGUCUAACCUUGAUGAAUUACCUGAUAAUGUGUAUGUUGGGGGUAUUCUGGGAAUAACUUCGGAUGAAAUUAGUGAAAAAGUUAUGAAAUUUGUGUCAAAUUCUGAAAACAGGGAUUUGUUUUGGUCUUUGAACGGAAUUGGAGCACCUGACGUUACAAUUGUGUAUGUUCCGACUGAUUGUAUAGUUGAGAAGCCGUUGAGGUUUAAGUUUUAUUCACAGGAGACAAGUGAGAUUGGUUCAAGGAAUUUGCCCAUGUCAAAUCCGAGGGUUUUGGUGUUGGUAGACAAAGGAGGUGAAGUUGGGAUUGUGGAAGAGUAUUUGGGUAGUUGUGGUGGUUGUAAAGAAGAAGAUGAUUCUUAUUGGGUUAAUUCAGUUAUGGAGGUGCAAAUUGGUGAAGGUGGCAAGGUUGUGCAUACUUAUCUGCAGCAAGAGGCUCCUAGUGCAGCACAUUUCAAGUGGACUGCAGUUCGUCAGGAAUCGUGUAGUACAUAUAAUCUGGUAGAGGUAAGUACUGGUGGGAAAUUGAGUAGGCAUAAUCUUCAUAUUCAACAGCUAGGCCCUGAUACAUUUACAGAAGCGAGCUCCUUUCACGUAUGUGUACGUCCUCAAAUACAAGAUCUUCAUAGCAAUAUAAUUCUGGACCAUCCGAGAGGCUUUGUUCGACAACGUCAUAAAGGCAUUGGGGAUCAUUCACGAAGUCGAGUUGUGUGCAAUGGUAACAUUGUGAUGAGUAAUCCUGCCCUAAAGACCGACUAUGAUCAGGUCAUAAGAGGCCUAUUACUUGUGGAUGGUGCGACUGCGAAAAUGGAACCAAGGAUACAAGCAAAUAAAAAUGAAGUUAAAAGGUUAUCUCAUGGAUCUAAUAUUAGUGGUAUCGAUAACGAUGAACUAUUUUACUUGUGUUCCCGUGGCAUGUACUUAGAGGCAGCAAAGAAGGCCUUAGCUUUCGCCUUCGGAUGUGAGGUGAUGUACCGUUUGCCUUAUGUUUCACUUCGGAAAAAGGUGGAGAGCCUUAUCCGUAGAUUACAAGAUCGUACUCCAUCAUAACUGUCAUGAUCAUGGUUUGCUGUAUACGUAUUAGUAUCACCUGCCAGUGGUGCAAGAACCUUGAAAUAUGAGCAUCACAUUGGUUCACUGUUUCAUCGUUCCACAAUGUCCGUAUCAGUCUCAUACACACUUAGU